Molecule: messenger RNA, 1134 nt
Organism: Parascedosporium putredinis
Lineage: Eukaryota; Fungi; Ascomycota; Sordariomycetes; Microascales; Microascaceae
Source: the annotation of a GenBank genome assembly
AUGGCGGAAAAGCCAUCGGUCCUUAUUAUCGGAGGGUUGGGUUAUAUUGGCCGUUUCCUGGCUCUCCACAUCAAUAACAACAACCUGGCCUCCGAAGUUCGCAUCGUCGACAAAGUCCUUCCACAGCUUGCCUGGCUCCCCGACGAGUUUAAGGAGGCCUGCUCGUCGGACAAGUUUGUACAAGCUGACGCGAGCAGAGACCAGGCGCUAGAGAAGAUAUUCGACCGCGGCGAGGGCAAGUCUUGGGAUUACGUAUUCAACUGUGGAGGAGAGACCCGUUAUUCUCAAGAGGAUGAGGUCUACAGGAUACGCUCCCUUGGCCUUGCGGUAGCACUAGGCAAGGAGGCCGCCAAGCGAAACGUCAAGGUCUUCGUCGAGCUCAGCACCGGCAUGGUCUAUAAGUCGGAUUCGACUCCGAGUAAGGAGGGGGACAAACUCAAGCCUUGGAGCAAGAUCGCUACGUUCAAACUCAAGGCGGAAGAAGAGCUGGCCAAGAUCGAAGGUCAACAAGUUGGCCGUGUGUGGCCUGCGUACGCUCACGUGCUUAUGUUUGUGCAAUUCUGCAGCCUCAACCUAGUCAUUCUCCGCUUAGCCCACGUGUACGGACCGUACGCCUCUCAGUGGGUCGCGACGGCCCUGUGCAUUGCUCGCGUUUAUCAGUACCUUGAAUCAGAGAUGAAGUGGCUCUGGACCAAGGAUCUUCGGACCAACACCGUCCACAUCAACGACCUAACUCGAGCCAUGUGGGAUGUGGCAAACUGGUACAACGAAGGCAAAGCCAAAUGGGACCCCAAAUCUAUGGGUCCUACCCCACGUUUAACGUCGUUGACCAUGACUGGUUUCCAAGGCCAGCUUGUCAGCACCUUUGCCCGUCUGAACAUGGAUAGUGUGGUGGAUGAUGUCAACGAGGAGUUGCUAGGUCCAUGGGGUGUGUUGCUAGAGGAAGCCAACAUCACACGGCCGGGACCCCUCACCCCCUUCAUGGAGAAGGAGCUGCUCAAGGAUACGGACUUGAGCAUGGACGGUGCACGCCUCGAGGAGGUGGUUGGUUUUAGCUACGAGAAGCCAGAACUCACCAAGGAGCUCAUCGAAGAGGUCAUUGAGAGCUAUAAGAAGAUGAAUUGGUGGCCUUGA